AUGGUCCCCAAUGAAGCCACUCAAUAUAUGGGGAUUGUCCGAUUGCUUCUCCAUUUUGGAUGGACCUGGGUUGGGCUCUUUGCUGUGGAGGAUGGCAGUGGAGACCAUUUCAUGCAGGCCAUGGAACCAUUGCUUUCCCACAAUAGAAUCUGUUUGGCUUUUACACAAAGAAUUCCAAGCAAAACACAUUUUAAUGAGGUGAAGGUACGUGACGGCAUAUUCUCAAAGCUCUAUCUACUUUUCACAGAGAGCAAAGCCAGUACAUUUAUCCUCUAUGGAGAAACAAAGAACUUUAUGUGGCUGCACUAUUUUAUCAAAAUAAUAGCUAAAUCAUAUCAGAACAUCACAUCUGUUUUCAGAAAGGUGUGGAUUAUAGCAGCCCAGAUUGAGUUUGCAUCCAAAGGCAUUCUAAAUGAUUUCAAUUUCCAACUCUUCCAAGGUGCCAUUUUCUUCACCAUUCACUCAAAGGAGCUUCUAGGGUUCCAGAAAUUUCUGAAGGCCCUGGGACCUUAUUGGGCACAAGGAGAUGGUUUCCUCAGUUACUUCUGGGAGCAAGCCUUUGACUGUUCAAUUCCAAAUCCCGGGGAGCUGACAAAGGUAGAUGGAGCAUGCACUGGGAAAGAGAGACUGGAGAGCCUUCCUGGGUCUGCUUUUGAAAUGGACAUGACUGGCCACAGCUACAGUAUCUAUAAUGCUGUCUAUGUGGUGGCACAUGCUUUGCACACCCUUUAUUCAUCCGGGUCCAAACGCAGAGCAAUGCCGGGUGAUAAAAAACCCAGACUUCAAGAACUCAAUCCUUGGAAGCUCCAUCCAUUUCUUCAAGGCACUUCAUUUAACAAUGUAGCUGGAGAAUCAAUGUAUUUUAAUGAUAAAAAGGAAAUGGUAGCUGGAUUUGAUAUAAUAAAUCUUCAUAUAUUCCCAAACGACUCCUUCCUUAAAGUGAAAGUUGGAAGGAUGGAGCCCAGUGAAGGAAACCAGUUCAUCAUUAAUAAGGAUGUAAUUUUGUGGCACACAAGAUUUAACCAGGUGUUGCCCCUUUCAGUGUGCAGUGACUCCUGCCCCCCUGGUUUUCACAAGAAAAAGAGGGAAGGAGAAAAAUUUUGCUGCUAUGAUUGUGCUCUGUGCCCAGAAGGGAAGAUUUCCAACCAAAAGGACAUGAAUGAAUGUUUCAAAUGCCCAGAAGAUCAAUAUCCAAACAAGGACAAAGAUGGAUGCAUCCCUAAAACUAUAAGCUUUCUAUCUUAUGAUGAACCCUUGGGCAUCAGUUUAGCAUCAGUAGCUGUUUCUUUUGCCUUGAUCACAGCUUUGGUGCUAGCAACAUUUAUUAGGCAUAAAGAAACCCCCAUUGUCAAAGCCAACAACAGAGACAUCACAUAUGCCCUCCUUGGCUCCCUCCUGCUCUGCUUCUUCUGCCCUUUUCUAUUUCUUGGACAGCCGGGGAUUGUGACCUGCUUUUUCCAACAAUCUGCUUUUGGCAUCAUCUUCUCAGUGGCUGUCUCUUGUGUGUUGGCCAAAACCAUCACUGUGGUUGUAGCUUUCAUGGCCACCAAGCCAGGGUCCAGCAUGAGGAAGUGGGUGGGGAAAAAACUAGCCAACUCCAUUGUCCUUUCCUGCUCGCUUAUUCAAGCAGGCAUUUGUGCUGUGUGGCUGGGAACCUCUCCGCCUUUCCCAGAUUUGGACAUGCAGUCACUAACUGGAGAAAUCAUAGCAGAAUGUAACCAAGGGUCCACCACCAUGUUUUAUCUUGUUCUGGGCUACAUGGGACUUCUCUCCUUCACCAGCUUCACUGUGGCUUUCUUAGCCAGGAAACUGCCAGACAGUUUUAAUGAAGCCAAGUUCAUCACCUUCAGUAUGCUGAUGUUCUGCAGCGUUUGGUUGUCUUUUGUCCCAACCUACCUAGGCACCAAGGGGAAAUAUAUGGUUGUUGUGGAGAUCUUCUCUAUCUUAGCCUCCAGUGCUGGGCUACUGUGUUGUAUCUUUCUCCCCAAGUGCUACAUAAUUGUGCUGAGGCCUGAUCUGAAUACCAAGGAGCAGCUGAUAAGGAGAAAGAACUAA
Molecule: messenger RNA, 2055 nt
Organism: Hemicordylus capensis (graceful crag lizard)
Lineage: Eukaryota; Metazoa; Chordata; Lepidosauria; Squamata; Cordylidae
Product: vomeronasal type-2 receptor 26-like
Exons: 4
Coding region: 1-2055 (684 amino acids)
Biological process (GO): G protein-coupled receptor signaling pathway
Cellular component (GO): membrane
Molecular function (GO): G protein-coupled receptor activity
Source: RefSeq, a predicted model, not a curated record